UACAGUUGAAACCAAAUUAGACGGCAGCAAGGAUGCUGGAAAGGAACAAAUUGGGAAGUGUCUACUUUACGCCAAAUCAUUUUAAGGACAGCUUGAGACGUGCAAAAAAGAUGAAAAUUACUGGGCAGAAAAGGUCUGCUCCAGCUCCUACCCAAGGUCCCACCAGUGCUGGGGCUGCAGGGCUACCUCCUGCUACCAAUGUGUCAAGCAGCAAACGGCUGCAGCAGACACAAGCCCGGGUGGAUGAGGUGGUAGACAUCAUGAGAAUGAAUGUGGACAAGGUGCUAGAAAGAGACCAGAAGCUAUCAGAGCUUGACAACCGGGCAGAUGCAUUGCAAGCAGGUGCCUCACAGUUUGAAACCAGUGCAGCCAAACUGAAGAGAAAAUACUGGUGGAAAAAUUGCAAGAUGAUGAUCAUCCUUGGUGUAGUAUGCGCAGUCAUUCUCAUUAUAAUUAUAAUUUAUUUCUCCACUUGAAAAAGCAAAGAAGGAAGACUUGGCACAACUUUGUUCAUAUCAACCAACGGUAUCAGUGUUCCUUUGUUGAACUCCGCUUUUUAAUUCCCGGUGUCUUGGGAUUUUUGCUUGUAAUAACCCAUAAGCAUUCGGUGUGGUGUGUUUCGGAAUUCUGUUGUUUCCACAAGAAACUGUGCCAGCUAAAUACUGCCAAGUAGAUCCAUACACUGUCUUAUCACUGUGUCUUAAAAUGUGUAUGCAUUGACCUUCAGAAACUGUAGUAUAUGAAAAGCAUCCUAAGCAUCUCGGGAUCAGAGAAUGCAGCUAUGGGGAAGCUCCUGCUUAAAGGGACAAGGUGGAUUGGACCCAAACCUAAGGUUGCAGCAAACAUUAGAGCCAAAAUUCUCAAUCUGAGCACCUAAAGUUGGAUGGCAAAAUCCACUAUCAGAUGUAACUUUUUGAGGUAGUACCUGCUACUCCCAUUGAAAAGAGUGGCACCUACAAGUAUUCAUGUAAGACAUCUUAUUUUCAACGUAGCCAACAAAACACAGAUUUUUUUGAGAUUAGUUGUAGUAUCCAAAUCUAAAAACAUUGUCUGCAGGAAAUAAAUAGGACUGGAUUAUCAUCUUCUAUGGAUUUAAAUUUUUCCUUAUGGGGUGUUCUGUACAAGCAGGAUGACCUCAAUAUGAAAGCCAGAAAGAAAACUGUAUGAAAACAAAAAAGCAUUAGCUAGCACAAUCUUGAAAAAGCCAAGUGAAAUGCAAAAAUUGUAAUACAGGCACCAUAAAUGACCAAGAUACAGACUUUUGCUAAAAACUCAAGGCACUGUUUGUCAGACUUCAUGGGACUCUCUUGAAUGCCAAUCCCCAAUACUUAUGGCCCUAACUUAAAGCACAUGAACAACUUUGGUGAUGUCUGUGGCUUGCGAGCACAGUUGUAGGAAGCAACCUCUGCAGCAUUUUGCAGAAACGGUCCCUACUGUGAGGACCGUUCAAAAAUCAGGAGAAGAAGGUAUGGGUAAAUAGAGGGAACAGUGGAGAGAGGCUGAGGAAGAGAAGGGUGCCUAGCAAAGCUUUCUUGGAGAAGAGGAAGGCAGAGAAAUAUUGUUCCAAAGUGGUGGUGUUAAUGGGCUUUUUAAAAAUUUAAUUUAAUUUGUGUGUGUGUGUAUAGUUCAUAAACUAUAGUGUUGUCUUUGUAAAGUGCUCAGCUGAGAUAUUUUUCAUACUCACUUUAACAUUUGAUGUAAUUAAGAGAAAUGAUACAUUGCAGUUUGAGAGAAAGUUCUUGUAUGCUGUUGUUGUAGGGUUUCUCCCAAAUGUUGAAUUCCUUGUUUUUUCUUUUUUUAAACACUGAAUAAUUUAAUCAUAGUUAACCAAAAUAAAAAUGAAUUAUCAAAUUUUGAGCCAGGAAAUUCUGAAUGGGUCUUUUUAGUAUAACUCCUUUUGAAUUUCUAAGAAGAAUUUGUAGAAUUUAAAAAAAAAAACAACCUUUUUUUUUUUUUUUGUCCGCAAUUUAAUUAGGGCAUAGAAGUGGUGAUAAUAGUGGUGUAAAUAUUCCCACUGUGGAGCAUCUUUCUUGACAUGGUCUUAUAUUAAAAAAAACAGAGACCCAGACCAGUUCGCUGCAGUGGGUGUAUAUACAAAUUGUGCUUAAGUAGAAUUUUGCAGACAGAAUAAGCAAUGAUCAGUUGAAAGGUUCCAGUUGCAUUUUUUUCCCCUAUAUAUUUAUUACUUCAUAUUCAUAUGUACUGUUUCAUAUCAUUAAGUAGUAAGUGGCCACAGUCUUAAUGAAACUUAACUUUCAAAGUUACUAAUGUGCUACUGGACUCCCUGGUAUGCCCUGUUCACUUCAGUCCUUCAGCUGAGUGAGUACAUAAAAAAUUCUAAAAUCCUUAUGGGCCAGACAGAAAACUCUGCUGUCAUGAAGGACAUUGACUCCAUGAGGUGCCACAACUGAAUGCUACAUAUAAUUGAGCCUUCACUGGAAAAGGAAUAAGCCGUCCAAAUUCAGGACCCCUUUUAAACUACUAAGAUAUUUGGCUAGCUGAUAUGAGAGAGUUAUCUCCUAAGAGUGAGACCCUGCCACCCAUACCCAUGUUGAGCAUGGCUUGAUCCUCACAGGGCUUCUCUACAGGAAUGCUGAAAAGACUCAUGAGAUGAAGAUAUAGCUUUCACUGGAGAUGGUACCAUCAGUAAGGUUAUAUGCUGAUACAGAUCCUUAAAGUAGACGGUGCCUUCUCCUAUGAGUCUGAACUGACUACUUAGCUGAUACAGCUGCAAAUACACAUCAAGGAGUUUGAAUCUUCUAGCUACAAAGAUGCAAAGUUUCCAAAUGAAACUGCUAUAAGAAUGCAAAGCCUACACCCUCCUAGCUAACAUAUCUCAAGCAAGUUAAUAAUCAAAGUGGGAGCUUUAGGGGAGAGUGGAGAAGAGAAACUGCUGGCUGUGGAAUGUGUACUCAUUCUCCCUCAAACCAGUAACUAAUGGGGAUGACUGCUAAAUGUUGGUGAGAAUUUGCAAGGAGUAGUUUAGUCAAGAGACCUAGCCUCUGGCGGGUUGUAAAAUGUUUGUGAAGAGACAAUUUCCUCCUGUGUGCUAAUGAAAUAUGCUAAAUUAACAUGUUUAACUCUUUUAAGUUGUUUGCAUAUAGUGUGCUUGUGAAUGUUCGAUGUUUGCUACUUGUGCUGUGCUGGUUGGUUGCAAUCAGUAAGAUAAGCCACGUAACAUUUCUAAUUCAGCCCAGAAAGCAAGUAUGUCCUUCCCUGAUGCGCAGAGCCAGAGUUGAACUGCUCCUGCAGAGGGUUAAUUCUUCUGCAAGGAGAAUAAUGGUAAUAUAGGACUGUUUGGGGUUGUAGAUUGUGCAACACCAUCACAUAUAUGUAGACUGGUACAGAGGACAAUCUAUAUAAACACAGUUGGAGAUCUUACUUGUGUUGAAGCCAGGAUUGAUUGAUUUCCACUCACUGCCUCUACAUUUAAAAUGUCCAUGCAGUUACAACUGCCUACUUGUAAUAGUAAAUUUCCCAUGAGAAGAUUAACUCAUUCUUGUUUAGUCAGAACUGAUUAGAAUGUCAGUUACUGGGUAGAAUUUCAACUACUACUCUUCAUCACUAACUACUCCCUAGGCUUUUACCUUGGGCUGGUAAAAAGGCACAAAAGGGCUUCCUUUUACCCACUCCCCAGCAAACCCUUGGGACUGCAAGGCUGAUUGCUUUCUGACUGCCAUCUUGGGGACUGAACUGAAGUCUUCUCUGGCUGGCUGCAAGGAUUUUGAUAGCUUUAGUCAGAGUUAGAUGUUGUUUGAGACUUGUGUAUUCUAUCCUUAUGAGAAGCACUUGCUCUUCCUCUGAUUUCUGGGCUACAGCUGAAUAGCUAGGAUGAUAUGCCAUUCAAAACCAGCAUAGCUGAAAUGGGGUGGUUAGGAGCUGGUCUGUGCUUGUACCACAGCUGCUGUUUGGCUUGCCAAUGAGUGCACAUCAGCUUCUGAGGUUGAAGAAGUGUUAUUUGCAUCCACAAUCCACAGGCUAGUAAGGUUCUGCUUGGGCAUUACACCUUCUUCCUUCUAAUUCAUCUCACCUUGCAAUAACAUAAAUGUGUCUUUAAGCCUAAAAGAAUUGGUAUACGGAACUUGCAGGAGCAAGUAGCGUAGAAGCCCAAAUGGAGCACUUGACCCAAUUUUCACUUGACAACAUUAUGUAACAGCACAGCCAAUCCAACACAGUCCAACAUAAUCCAAUAUUAUUAGAAGGAGGAGGGGAGAAUCUGAUAAAGAUUCUGAAUGUAACCUAGGGUCUGUAAGACAAGAAGUGAUUUAGAAAUGUAAUGAAAUGUUUGAUUUUUAAAGUUGGCCCUUGAAUUCUAUUGGAACCUGCAUAAAGUUAGCCCCGGAAACAGUUCAGGCAAGUAAAAUACUUGGCUUUUUUCUUUUUAAAUGGUGAUCUGCAAUAAAUGACUUAAACACUCACAAUGACGGAAGAACAGGACAGUAUUAACUGUGCAAGGAAUCAAUUAGAACAGCUACAAUCUGCUAUGUUUUUGUCCAGGUAGCAAGACCUUUUGAAAUUCUCCUAUGUCUGUGUCUCAUUUCUGUCACUGCUCCUCUGACAGGGCUUCACAUAACUUUAACAUUAUGAACAGCUGAGCUACUUCUUGUCUGAAUACAGUGGAUUUUAGCUCUUAAGAGCAAGCUCAUGACUUGACAUCUGUGUUAGAAAGUACCUGUAAAAUGGUGAUGACUGCUUCUCAGAAGUGCAUCUACCAUGAGAGACUCAAACUUCAGGAACUUUUAGAAGCUCAGAUGUUACUCAACUCUUUUUCAUGCUUUUACAGAGUGAGUUUUUCUCUAUUCCAUGGGAGGUUAUCCACCCAGUGGGAGUAUGUAUAAUCUAUUAUUUUUUUAUGACAGUGCCUUGAUCACACAUGUUGGUGCUAGGCCUUCACAAAGAAACUAGAGAGCACUUGGAUGUGAUCCAGGAUUUAGAUCUCAACCCUGCUUCUCCUGCCCUUUAAACAGGGAAGAGGGCUAAACCAGUAGCCACAUAAGGCACUGGGCUCACUCCCAGUGUACACGGUGAGUAUUGGAGAAAGGCCUCGAAGAGACCAAAGUCUCUUUGGUUUGGAUUCAUGUCCCGACCUGAACUUUAGACUCAGAACAGAUCAUAACCUUUGGGCUCCCUGUGUAGUCAGAAUAGUGAGAUGCUCUUCCAGCCAGUUCUUCCUCUCACCUGAUUUAGGUCCCUCUUGCUAGACAAGAUACAUUUGAGCAUGUGUUUCUUCAUGCAGGAGAAAGCACAAGCACCCUCAAAUUACCUUCUUUAAAAGCAAAACCAAAAAGGCUGAAGAAUGUAGUUUGAAAAAAAUGAAUUGUAUCUAGAGAAAUGAUUGGCUGAAGAUUUCUCAGAUGGUGACAUUAUUUUCAGGAGGGAUACUAGAUUGGGAUGUAUGAAACAAUCAAACCAGAACCUCACAUCAGUUGUUCUUGCUUCAUCUGGUCUCCUUCAGAAAUACUUCUCCAUUCCACUUCAACAAAGGACUUUGUUUUCCUCUUCAGCUAAUUUCCCUUCCUUAUUUCAUUAAUGUAUGUCUCCAUUGAUGUGCUCAGUAGCUUUUUUUCUCCAUUGAGAACCAGAAGACUGUCUGCCUUUAAACACAUGCAUAAAAAGAGAUGUGAGCCACCCAAAGAGUUUACUUUUCUUCCUGAUGCACUGACAUUUAAAAUCUACAUCUUACAAUAAAGCAGAAAAAACUGUGGCAGUCCGGUUACAUGCAGUUUUGGUGGAGUAAACACUUGAUUAUUCAACAGUGAGUCAUUUCUGCAGUAACCUCAUUCUGUCAUGACUGUAUCACAUCUGCUAACUCUCCAAAGCAAAAAUCAUAACCUGUACUGGUUUAAAACAUGAAUACAGCAUCGUGGUUCAUACGUAACACUCUAUUUGGCCAAAGAAGUUAUGUGCUAUAAGUUUAAACGGGCAAAGUACUUGUUCUCAAAGAGAAAAUAUCAGAAACAGCAAAGAUAAUUAUGAAGAAAGCUCCUUCAUUCUUUAGCUCUUCUCACAGUGUCUGGCUUCCCCAUUAUUCUUCAAGUUUCUCUUCAUUCUCUUAGAAAGUCUUUGUGGUUUUGGACUGUAGGGUAUUUAGAACAUAGCAUAUUGGGGCUAGGAUUGUUCUGCUGCCCUCUGAGUUGACUCCCUGCCUUCUGCCGUAUUGUUAUUGUUGACCUCAACCAGAGCUGAGGCAGGCCUGAGUGGAGCAGAACCUCCUCCCAAUAAUGUCCAGCUGUCCUCAAACCAACCUCCACUGAUGGGACGAGAACACUGGAGGCAGAAUAUAGCUCCUGGAUCUUAAUUUGGUUUAAAAUGAUGUGGUACAAAAGAAGGCUCCUGACUGCUAGACAACAGCAUUUUUGCUACACUACUUUAAUUGUAACACUGGAAUUUUAAUUAAACAUAUUUAACAUUUCUUGUAACAGUAAUUUCAUCAAUUUUGAUGGAAAAGAGAGGAAACAGCAAAUAAGGAUAGUGUGAUAAUGACAACAUAGUAAAUUGGGAAACGGUUUAAGUGAGAUACAGCCAACAUACAGUAAACUCCUUUUUAUAAGUGGCUAUACCCAAGAGCACCUUUCGUAUGUUAGAACUAAGCAGUGCUAGUCUAUUGAAGUGCAUAUGGACUACUACUUAAAAUGAACUAUGACAAAUGGUAGUUGAAUGUACUUCCUUUCACUUUUUUCUUGAAAACACUGGAGAUAAUAUGCAGGAAGGAUGAUCUAGUAUUUUUUGCAGAGCGCGCCAUUUGGGGUAUACCGUCCAAAGACAUGCUGCUGUUGUCAGCUGCAGUAGUGGUCGAGGACUUCAGUCAAAUAAGGGCUCCAGAGUGCUUGAUGCAUGGAUACAUACUGAAUGCUCACUUUGUUGUAUAGCACUUCAGUCUGCCAGUAAUGAAGUCUUUUUGACACAGCAUGAUUAUUUUCUUACCCUUGUUCCACUCUAGUAUCUAUGCUUGUCCACCAAUAAAUGAUCUAAGGAGAGGAUGGAAAAUCACUUUGCUGAAUCCAUUACAUUCCUGUCAUGUAUAUGUGAACACAUGGUGGUGGUCUGAACUUUUGUAAUGAAAAGAGUUUAAAAGAAUUAAGAUGUCUCAAUAUUUUAAUCUAUCCUUUGAAAUUAGUUUCUCCCCCUGAUAAGCUGCAGGUUUGUUUAAAAAGUAAAUAAUGGCAGCUGCUGUUGUUUUCUUUGUUCAGUGUUUGAGAUGAUAGUGCAUAUAAUGGAGCCACAAAUUCAUAGAUGCACAAUGCAUGAUUGUUUUCAGAAGUUCAGCUAUUAAUAUUUAUAGUAUUGACCUGAAAGGUUGCAACAAUUUCUCCAUUAGUCACGGUAGUGUUGGCUGAACCUGAAAAUUCAGCGGUCAGUGUGACUACUGUGCUGCUAGCAAGCUACAGUGUACUAAAUAAUGCAAGUUCAGCCUUUCAUGAAACUUAAAGGGAAAAAAGAUCCUGAAUAAAAGUAGAAAUGUAUAGUAAAGGCCAUGGGUAUACAGUUUAACCAUUACUUAUUUAAGUAUUAUCUAUUAUUUAAGCGAUUAGCAGUUAUACAAAUAGUUGAAUAAUUAGCUUCCAAAGCCUUUUUAUUGAUGAAAGAAUAUUUUUUCUCAUUAGAAAUGCUAAGUUCAGUCUAUAUUCCAUUUACUUUUUCCCCAGAUUGGAAAUAAAAUAAAAUGCCAUGUAGCUAAGGCACACUCAAAGGUCUGCACAAUAAAAUGUUACUGAUAGCCCACUACUUGUCAUGAAAAACAUCAUUACUUUGUCUUGUAAAUGAAAAGUCCUCCCUCCCCAGACCACAUACGUGGUAAAAUAUUAGUCACAUUAUGUAUAUCAGCACCACUGAAAGAUUAGAAAUUAGUACCUCCUACUCAAGAGCAGGGCUUAAAAACAUCCUUUGUCUGUUGCAAAAAUACAUUUUGAGGGGGAAACACCAACUGUUGUAGAGGUUAAAUUUUUACUUGACAACUCCUUUUUUCCUCCCCCUUUCUGAAAGAAGUGCUUAUAUACACAGACAAGCAUUUGCCAUUUGGGUGAUACGUUCUCUUUCCAAGUAUGAAAGAGAUGAAACAUAGCCAGUAUCUCCUGUGAACAACCUCUAGUUUGUUUUGCAGCAUAAAAAGUUCUUUUAGUGGCAAUAUAUGAACUCUUAUUAUAAACUUGCUUUAGUCACUUCAGGAAAUGAGUUUGUAGCCAGCUAAUUAGUAUUUCCUUAAUGACUUACGCUUGAGUCUUCACACAGAAAAGCAGCCUCUGGAGGUGCUAUCUAAUCAAUUCAGCACUGUAGACUUAAAAUGGACAGAUGGUUGAGUAUUUCACACUCUCUGGCCCAGAGUGAAGAGCAAAGCAUGCCCUGUUCUGGAAGAGACUUCAACAUGUGCUUAAGCAUAUUGAGAAUUUCCAUUCUCUGUUUAGGACAACAAAAACCCCAUCAUUUGUCCUUACUAAACCCAGGCCUGAUAUGGAAUCUGUGCCAUGUUCUAAUUCAGGAGAGGAAAAGCCUUUCCUUUCAAUGAUAGAAAAAUUAGGUUGGAAAGGACCCGUGGGGUUUAUUUAGUCCAAUCUCCUGCUCAAAGCAGGGCUACCUUUGAGGUUGGAUCGGGUUGCACAGGGUUUGUCUUGAAUUUUGAAAAUCUCCAAGGCGGGUGAUUCCACAGUGAAUUCUGCCAUUGGAUAUAUUCUCUACCCUACCAAGGCUGAUAAAAGUGCAGUAUGCACCUUCAUAAGUGUAUGUGGUUUAUGUUUUUUCCUUUUUUUUUUUUUGUGCACUGAUCUGAUUAGAGUCAAAUUCAGAUCUAGUGGGAGUAAGUGCAACCCUCAUUUUUCAAAGAGCUUCCACUGAUAUCAAGAACUUUUCCUUCUUCCUCAUUUACGUUGGACUAAGCCAGAUCUGAUCACGCUGAGGGUAUCAGUGCAUUCUCUCCCCUCUGUGUAUGUGAAGCCUGCUCCUCUGACACUGAAGCUGAGGAUAGGCAUAGGAUCAGAUUCAGGACAUCUGGUAAAGUCUAGUUCUGUACUGUCUGAGGUCAGUGACAAAACCUUAAUUGGCUACUAAGUUCCUAGACUGGCACCAAAGAAGAGGAUUUACUGAGAUUACUAUUUCUCCUCACAAGUCACCUUAGCAAUGCCACCCCUCUUCCAAAUGCUGCUGAAUUGCAAUGCAAAACAAAACCCUUUCUUCUACCUCUUUCCUUUUAGUUUUUGAGCUUUACUUCCUCUAAUAGGAAUAACCAGAAAUAAGUUUUCAGUUGCCCUUUUAAAAACUAAACUCCAGACCAAAUCUUUAAUUGCAUCCUUUUAAAGGCCACACAGUAGUGUUAAGGUAUGUAGUAAUGCACUCAGAAAGGAUCUGAAAGUCUGUGCUGAGACCAGCACCUCUCACCUCAUAGACUCAGCUGUACUGAGCAAGAAAUUGUGAUUUGUGCCUCUACAGAAAACAUUACAUUUGCAUCUUAUUAGAGCUACCUGGGGAGGAAAAAUAAUGUUGUGGAGACCAGGAAAUUUCUUAAAGUGCUUUACCUGGAGGUCAGUGGAAUUCCAUUUAUAAAUGAUGAAUGCAUGCAUUUUGAUGCUAAAAUUGUGGUGACUUACAAAGUUUGAUAUUACUGUACUUCUCUGUGGAUGGUGAUUUUUUUUGGAGUGGUGAACAUUUUUUCCAAGAAUAUCAUAGACAUUUGUAAUAUGUAUGUUUGUGCCAAUAAAUCUUGUUUUAAGAAGUU
This is a messenger RNA of Harpia harpyja (harpy eagle), 9706 nucleotides long. RefSeq names its product vesicle-associated membrane protein 2-like. Gene Ontology annotation, biological process: vesicle-mediated transport; SNARE complex assembly; vesicle fusion. The record is from RefSeq and is a predicted model, not a curated record. Gene Ontology annotation, molecular function: syntaxin-1 binding; SNAP receptor activity. Gene Ontology annotation, cellular component: plasma membrane; SNARE complex. NCBI's taxonomy places the organism in Eukaryota, Metazoa, Chordata, Aves, Accipitriformes, Accipitridae.